AGAUUGAGAGCCAUCAUGAUAGGCAUUACACUUAUAGCCACCAGCAAAGAAACAUCAGAAUGCGGUUCGUUCAACUGUUUGAAAAAUACCGCAAUGAGUACUUGGCCACUCUAGCAGCAACCUUGUCGAUAAUGAUGACGGUUAUGACCAAUGCGUGGUCUUCGCCGGCCAUUGUCAAACUGGAAGCCGAGGAUUCUCCAAUUCCGAUCACCGAAGACGAAGGUUCUUGGGUUGUGGCGAUCCAAGCUAUUGGUGGAAUUUUCGGCCCAAUCAUCACCGGUGUUGCCGUGGAUCGAAUUGGUCGAAAGUGGACUCUGCUGAGUGCGGCCAUUCCUACGAUCAUUGGUUGGAUUCUGAUUGGACUUGGGAACUCGGUUGGGUAUCUGUACGCGGCAAGAUUCCUAUUCGGGGUCAGCUAUGGAACGACUUACUCGGUUUCGCCAAUUUAUUUGGGUGAAAUUACUUCGGACGCUAUUCGGGGAUCCUCCGGCACAAUGAUAACCAUAUUGGCGCGGAUCGGGUUUUUGCUGAUGUACAGCAUUGGACCAUACUUGGAGUACAGAACGUUGGCCUGGGUUUCGAUGAUAGGUCCAGCACUGUUCGUGUUGAGUUUUAUGUGGAUGCCUGAAACGCCGUAUUAUCUGAUUGGAAAGAACCAGCAUAAGCAAGCAGAGCAAAGUCUGUCGUGGUUCCGACGAACUACGAAGAUCUCUGAAGAGAUGGAAGCUAUGAAAUCAUCCGUGGAGAAAUCCAACCAAGACAAAACAUCUUUAUCAGUAUUAUUUACCCCAGCCUAUCGGAAUAAUAUGCGAAUCGUAUUCGUUUUGGUGUUUAGUAUGCAAUUCACCGGAAUCCUUGCAAUACUAGGAUAUGCUCAGACGAUUUUUGGUAAGAUUUCUACAAGUUUGAAGCCAGAAGAGAUGUCGAUCGUUCUGGGCGCAGUUCAAUUAGUAGCCGUGAUAUUCCCAGCCUUUCUGGUCGAUCGAAUGGGAAGACGACCACUGUUGCUGCUUUCCGCAGUCGGGACAACACUAAGCCUGCUGGUUUGUAGUAUAUACUUCGCGAUUGCUGGUGACAACUAUCAAGGAAGUCUCGGAUGGAUUGCGUUCAUUGCAAUCCUGUUCUACAUAGUGUUCUACGGGCUGGGGUUGGCCACCGUGUCGUUUGCCGUCUUGACCGAAAUUUUCCCGAAAAACAUUCGAGCCUAUGCGAAUGCUACGUUUUCUAUCGCCAGUGCAAUACUCAUAUUCGGGAUUGUGAAGGCUUUCCAAGUGACGCUAGAUAACGUUGGUGCAUAUCUGCCGUUUGGUCUGUUCGCUCUGUGUGAAGCUAUUGGAUGUGUUCUUAUCUAUCUGUACAUACCGGAGACGAAGGGCAAAUCGUUGGAUGAAGUUCAGCGGAUAGUGGCGGGCAAUCGAGUCUCGUAGUGUGAGGUUGAAUGCACACUUAUCGCGGAAAAAUUAUUUUGGUUCGGGUUUUAGACUACAAUGAUGAAUUCGCUUCAUCGAGUAAUGCAAUAUACGCGUUUUGAAUAUUCAAACAACCGCUAAAUGUUUAGAAUCGCUGAACGGAAAUAAACACUUAUCUGUGAUUCUAAACAUUUUAUGGUAUUCAGAACACGUGUUGGAAUAGUUGGAGAUUCCAUACUGGCGGUCAGUGUUGUUACGUGAAGUUUCAUUGGUUUAGCAACUAUCAUCCUCGUGAGGAACGAACCUCUAAUGCAGUUUCAGGGAUAGAUUUCGAUUUUAUUUAAAGUUAAUAAAAACAUAUCUGAAAGUAAACUCUUACUCAGAGAUUCGAUUGAUACGGUAUACAAGUGAGAAAUUUAACAUACUCAGAUUAUCUAAAA
This is a messenger RNA of Aedes aegypti (yellow fever mosquito), 1849 nucleotides long. RefSeq names its product facilitated trehalose transporter Tret1. Gene Ontology annotation, molecular function: transmembrane transporter activity. Gene Ontology annotation, cellular component: membrane. The record is from RefSeq and is a predicted model, not a curated record. Bases 60 to 1427 code for a protein of 455 amino acids. The transcript is spliced from 2 exons. NCBI's taxonomy places the organism in Eukaryota, Metazoa, Arthropoda, Insecta, Diptera, Culicidae. Gene Ontology annotation, biological process: transmembrane transport.